Molecule: messenger RNA, 2169 nt
Organism: Parascedosporium putredinis
Lineage: Eukaryota; Fungi; Ascomycota; Sordariomycetes; Microascales; Microascaceae
Source: the annotation of a GenBank genome assembly
AUGUUUCACACAUUUCAAGGCAUCACUCAGCGCAAGCCACCCACCCAUCCGCAGGAUUCGGGAAAACCAGACACCGUGAUAAGCUCUAAGAGAAUCACUACUCCUCACGCAUGCGCCGAAUGCAAGAGGCGGAAAAUCCGUUGUGAUGGACAACAACCUUGCGGACAAUGCCUCUCGAGCCGCGCGCCCAAACGCUGCUUCUAUGACAAACAUCGCCAGCGAGUGAUCCCGUCCAGGAAGACUCUUGAGGCACUCUCUCAAUCACUCGAGGAAUGUCGGUCCGUGUUGAAACGGCUAUUUCCAGAACAGGAUACGCACACGCUACUUCCUUUGUCCAGGCAAGAUCUAUUGGAUCUUAUUGAUAGACCAUCAGAGCCCGCAACAACGGCGCUCCCAUCACCACCACUUAAUACAUCACCACUCUCGGACCUGGAGUCACCCGGCCUCUCCAGCUUGGAGCAUAUACCGACUGCUGAUACAGAAUGGGACGAGGAGAGAAGAGGCAGAGAUCCUAUUCCUGUAGAAGCUGACGAUGUCAAUGCCCUUUCCCUAGCCGUUGAUCGGCAAUCGUCAUACCUUGGGGCCUCCUCUAUCAAAGCGGCACUUAUGGUAAUGUUAAGGGUUCAGCCGGGACUCAAGGCGGCUCUCACAACGCCACUUGGCCAUAUCGAUAUGAUGAACAACUAUUCGGUAAUUCGCCAUAAAGCGAGCCCCAUAAAAGAUAAUCAACGGGUUCCCUGGUCCUGGAAAGGACAGACUCUUAUUGACGCAUAUUUCAAACGGAUCCACGUCUUCGUCCCGAUGCUUGAUGAAGCAGCUUUCCGUGCAGACUAUCUCGAAGGCCAGCGGUCCGAUUCACCUUGGCUAGCUCUUCUCAAUAUGGUGUUCGCUAUGGGUAGUAUCGUAGCUAUGAAGUCAAACGAUUUCACACACAUUAAUUACUACAAUCGUGCGAUGGAGCACUUAUCCAUGGACGCAUUUGGAAGUAGUCACCUUGAAACAGUUCAAGCACUAGCCCUUAUUGGCGGGUAUUAUCUUCAUUAUAUCAAUCGCCCUAACAUGGCAAACGCUGUUCUCGGGGCAACCAUUCGCAUGGCGAGUGCCCUGGGCCUACAUAGAGAAAGCCUCGCACAAGGAACUUGCGAUGUUGCGGCGGGCGAAUCAAGGCGACGGACAUGGUGGAGUCUAUUCUGCCUAGAUACCUGGGCUACGACGACGAUGGGGCGACCAUCAUUUGGUCGGUUCGGGCCGGCCAUCAACAUACGACCUCCCGAGGUUGGCAUCCACCAGCGAGAUUCUGCGCAGCAUGCAGGGAUUCUGCCACUGAUAGAAAAUAUCAAGUUCUGCAAAAUCGCCACUCAGAUUCAGGAUAUGCUGGCCAUAUCCCCAUUACUCCGCCCAGAAGACCGCCGCAAUCUAGACAGGCAACUUACCGGCUGGUACAACAAUCUUCCCUGGCUACUUCGCACCAGUGAUCCCUGCGCUGAGCCACUCUAUGUCGCGAGAUGUAUCAUGAAGUGGAGAUACCAAAAUCUUCGAAUGCUGCUUCAUCGACCCGUUCUUCUUACACUAGCAAGCAACGGGUCAUCGGGGCACCUUAGUGAGGAAGAAGUUGCUGCCGUUGAAACCUGUAGGGAGCUAGCCUGCCAAACUAUCGAAGAUGUUGCCAGAGAAUGGACGAGAAAUCAGAUGUCAGGUUGGAAUGCCGUUUGGUUCUUAUACCAAGCUUCAAUGAUUCUUCUUGUUAGCAUAUUCUGGCAGAUUAACAGUCCGCACAUCUCAGAAUGGCAAAAGCAGAUCGAGACGAUCCUAGAACUCUUUGAUGCAAUGGAGGACUGGUCACUAGCGGCGCGCCGAAGCCGGGAGGUGGUGUGGCGCAUGUAUGAAGCUUCACGGCUGCCCACAAUGACAAAGAGCGAUAGUACGGCGGCUCAAGCAGGUCACGAUCGAGGACUCUUAAUCACAGAAUCGGAUCCGCAUAUGUCGCCGAUCGGGAUGGAGGCGGGCGGCAUGGGUGUUAUGGCCAUUGUCGAUCAACAAGGGCUAUGGGAUGUUGAUGGUAUGUUUUGGGGCCAGGAUGGUGAACAAUGCCAGUUUCCACUUUAUUCAUUAGGGAAACGACCAUACCUCUGGAAUAUGACCUACUUAACAAUUCCACCCACAUUAUAG